Messenger RNA from Priceomyces carsonii, 1371 nucleotides. Its product is annotated as histidine phosphatase family protein. Gene Ontology annotation, molecular function: acid phosphatase activity. NCBI's taxonomy places the organism in Eukaryota, Fungi, Ascomycota, Pichiomycetes, Serinales, Debaryomycetaceae. Gene Ontology annotation, cellular component: fungal-type cell wall. The record is from RefSeq and is a predicted model, not a curated record. The transcript has a single exon. Bases 1 to 1371 code for a protein of 456 amino acids.
AUGGUUUCAGUAUCAAAAUUAGUCAAUGGAGGCUUAUAUUUAGCAGGACAGCAGGUAUAUCAGAAUCUUGCUACUCCAGAGCAAGCAGCAGUAGAUCAAUAUAACAUUGUUAGGUUUUUGGGGGGUAGCGCUCCAUACGUUCAGAGACAAGGGUACGGUAUCUCUACUGAUAUUCCAGACGGUUGCUCCUACGAACAAGUACAGUUGUUGUCAAGGCAUGGAGAGCGUUAUCCGUCCAAGAGUUCUGGUAAGCUGUAUCAUAAGAUUUAUAACAAGUUAAAAGCAUACAAUCAGACAUUUCAAGGUUCACUUUCAUUCAUGAAUGAUUAUGACUAUUUCGUGACUGAUGAUAACUAUUACGAAAAAGAGACAACUCCAUUGAAUUCUGAGGGCUUAUUUGCGGGUACUACCAAUGCAAUGAAACAUGGUGCCUCUUUCAGGUCAAAAUACAACUCUUUAUUCAACGAGAAUUCGACUCUACCAGUUUUCUCAUCUAACUCUGGAAGGUGUUUCAUGACUUCAAAAUACUUUGCUAGAGGAUUUUUGGGUGACGAUUACACUGAGGAUUCCGUAAAGUACAGUAUAAUCGACGAAGAUGGCUCGAUGGGUGCUAAUUCCUUAACCCCAAGAUCUGGCUGCAACACUUUGAAGGAUGCUCAAAAAUCUGAAAGUUACGAUGACGAUUACUUGCAAGACAUAGUCGACAGAAUUCAACUGGAAAAUAAUGGUAUUGAUAUUGAUACCGAUGAUGUCGAGAAUCUUUUUGGUUAUUGUGCUUAUGAAAUGAAUGUUAAAGGUGCAUCCCCAUUUUGCGAUAUCUUCACAAACGAGGAAUUAGUAAAGUUUUCUUAUCAAACCGAUGUGGAUGCAUACUAUUCAAAUGGCCCAGGAAAUAACAUGACAUUGGCUGCGGCUUCUCAGAUGGUUUUGUCAUCGCUUAAGUUACUCAAGGAUAAUAGUAGUGAAAACAAGGUUUGGUUAUCGUUUACUCAUGAUACUGAUAUCGAAAUCUUUCAUGCUUCAUUAGGCAUCAUCAACCCUAGCCAGGAUAUCCCUACGGAUCAUAUCCCUUUCCCUAAUCCAUAUGUGCAUUCAUCCAUUGUUCCACAAGGUUCAAGGACUUACACAGAAAAAUACAAGUGUGGCGAUGACUCUUACGUUAGAUUUAUUCUCAACGAUGCAGUGAUUCCAAUAAACUCUUGUUCGACUGGUCCUGGCUUUUCUUGCAAGCUCGAGGACUUUGAAGACUACAUCAAUGAAAGAUUUGAAGGUGUGAGCUAUGAGGAUCAAUGCCAAAACUCAAAUGCGCUGCUUACGUUCUAUUGGGAUUAUAACCAAAAGAACUACACUGCUGCUCUCUUAGACAGUUAG